AUUAUCUCGACAGCAGAGAAAAUUCCUUCCCCAACUUACAGCCCUAUCUUUUCCAUGACAAUGCCACUGCUUCUAACUAUCCGCGAUGCGCUUAUGCUUAUAUCUCAUUUGUUUCGAUGCUAUUUCGCUGGACGUCAACCCCUCCUGACAACAAUAGCAUCACCAUCAUUAGCAACUUCGCCACUAACAACAGUAACAAUAACAAAAACAGGCAAGUUUACAGCCCCGUCAAAUGCCCAACAUAUUCCAUCUAAAAAGGUUUUUGCGACCCAAACAAAAGAUUCUUCCAUCUCGUACUCGGGACUGUAUUCCGCUGUCCCUGAAAAUGUCACUGGUAAUAGUACCUCUUCGGCCGAAAAAAGCAAGAAUCGAAGCGGUAGAACGUUUGUGAAUCCAAACUUUGACAAGGACGCCAACUGUGUCUUCCCAGGUCAGGACUAUGUAAAGCGCAACGGCCGUCAGGGCCGGCAGCAGCAAUACCAAUCGUCGCAGCAGGCGGUCCAUCACUUCUACCAUUACAUGAGCAACAAAAACCCCGAUUUCAAGCAAUACAAGCCUUUUUACCCCUCACCUCAGUCGAAAGAGCGCCAUGACCGGAAAUCAGUCUUUCUACCUUAUGUAAAAGACAUUGAUGCCAUUCCAGAGGAUGUGCGAUAUUGGCACGACGAGAAGCAUUUCAUCAUCAAAGACCGAUUUCCAAAGUCGACUGUCCAUCUUCUUGUAAUGCCUCGCGUACAAAUUGAAAAGUUGUACAAUCUUUCAGGAGAGGAGGGAAUCGCCACUGUUAAAGGUUUGAAAGAGCGAGGUGAAUGGCUCAUUCAGAGGCUGAAGACUGAUUUCCCGCAUCUCUCGUUUACCAUGGGUUUCCACACUUUCCCAAGUAUGCUCCAAAUUCAUCUUCAUGUCAUCUCCACAGACUUUUGUGGUGCAUCCAUGAGGACUCCUUGGCACUUCAAUUCGUUCACGACAGAGUAUUUUAUCCAUCCAGAAGACAUGCUCAGAUUCCUUGAAAAACGCAGGUCCUUUCAGCUCGCAAGGCAUGAGGUCCUUCAGUACAAGAAGAAAAAUCUAGCUCCACUCAAGUGUAACCAAUGCGAGACUUACCCAGCGAAUAUGUACGAGUUGAAGAAGCAUUUAGGGGAACAUUUACAACAACAAAUGCUCUUAGCCAACUGUCAAUCAGCCUAA
Messenger RNA from Lobosporangium transversale, 1188 nucleotides. RefSeq names its product HIT-like domain-containing protein. The transcript is spliced from 4 exons. The coding region runs from base 55 to 1188 and encodes 377 amino acids. Gene Ontology annotation, biological process: single strand break repair; double-strand break repair. The record is from RefSeq and is a predicted model, not a curated record. Gene Ontology annotation, molecular function: mismatched DNA binding; DNA 5'-adenosine monophosphate hydrolase activity; double-stranded RNA binding. NCBI's taxonomy places the organism in Eukaryota, Fungi, Mortierellomycota, Mortierellomycetes, Mortierellales, Mortierellaceae. Gene Ontology annotation, cellular component: nucleus.